GUUACAUCACAUCGAAAGACUAUUGUGGGAGAUGCCUCAAACCUAAUGGAGAACACUGAGUUUCAAGAGCAUUUAGCUGGAGGAAUGCCAAUUACUCCUGCUUCACUUGCUGCCAUUCUUGCUGCUAGAAUUGGUCUUGAAGAAAAUUUAGAUAAUUCAGCAGCUUUGCCUCCUCCACUCUGUACUUCAAUGGGGGCAGUGGGGCCACAUAUCUUCAAUAAUUGGCUAGGUACUUCAAACCCUUUGUCUACAACUCUUGAGGACCAUGGUUACAAUGAAGUACCUGGUAAUAGUAAAUGGAAUGUUAACAAGUUUCCUAAAGCCACAGAGAUUGAUGGAGUAGGGUGCCAGCCUUAUUCAUCCAUUGGAAACCUGGAUCCAGAUGGAUGGACAUCAUCAAAUGUUGCAAACAUGACCAAUCAUUCUUAUCAUUCCUCUAACUUUAGUAAUGAACUCUCUUUAAGUCUUGUAACAUCUACAACCACAGGACAAUGCUCAGAUGUCAGUUGCUCUGAUGUGGCCCAAUGCAUGAAUGGAACUAUGUCAUGCUUGGAGCAAGCCUCCUGCAGCAGUAGUAGGGAACUUUCUAUGAGUUUGGGUUGUAAUAAAUUUGUACAGUUCUCACCAGAAGUAUUCGGGUCGAAAUAUCUUGCUGGAAUUCAAGAGAUACUUUCUCAAAUUGCAAGAUAUUCAUUUGAGAAUCUAGAACAGAUAAAUUGUUCAGCUGCUGGUAAUAGAGCAGAUGGAAACAAAUCAACUUCAGCUCUUCCACCCAAGAGAAGGGUAUUGAUAAAUCACAAUGCAAAUUCUAUGUUUGAAGCACAUGCAGAAUCUCCAUUGCAAAGGCAUGCAGCGGAAUCAAAGAAGUCCGAACUACUGACACUUCUACAACUGGUUGAUAAUCAAUACAGCCAGUGUUUGGAUGAGAUACAUACUGUUGUAUCCGCAUUCCAUGCUGUUACAGAGCUGGACCCACAAAUACAUGCACAUUUUUCUCUUCAAAAGAUCUCUAUCCUGUACAAGGACUUGAGAGAGAGGAUUAGCAAUCAUAUUAUUGCCAUGGGAUCAAAUUUCAACAACUCGUGCUCACAAGAAAAGGAAUGGUCUGUUGUUGAAACUUCAUUUCUUCAAAAGCAAUGGGCUUUCCAGCAGUUGAAAAGAAAAGAUCAUCAGUUAUGGAGGCCCCAAAGAGGCUUGCCAGAAAGAUCUGUCUCAGUUCUAAGGGCUUGGAUGUUUCAGAAUUUCCUCCAUCCGUAUCCUAAAGAUGCAGAGAAGCAUUUACUUGCAGUAAAAAGUGGGUUGACGAGAAGCCAGGUAUCCAAUUGGUUUAUAAAUGCUCGUGUUCGGCUGUGGAAACCUAUGAUUGAGGAAAUGUAUACUGAAAUGAAUAAAAGAAGGGCUUGUCGAAAUGGAGAAGGAAUGGAGAGCUGCCACGACAACAGGAUAAACAUGAGCAAUUAAAGGUUUAAUGUCAAUUGAAGGUGGACAAAGUCGCAUAACAAUAAGA
This is a messenger RNA of Gastrolobium bilobum, 1507 nucleotides long. Its product is annotated as homeobox protein ATH1-like. Gene Ontology annotation, molecular function: RNA polymerase II cis-regulatory region sequence-specific DNA binding; DNA-binding transcription factor activity, RNA polymerase II-specific. The coding region runs from base 46 to 1461 and encodes 471 amino acids. Gene Ontology annotation, biological process: regulation of transcription by RNA polymerase II. NCBI's taxonomy places the organism in Eukaryota, Viridiplantae, Streptophyta, Magnoliopsida, Fabales, Fabaceae. The record is from RefSeq and is a predicted model, not a curated record. The transcript has 4 exons.